ACAAGAGAAAAUACAAUAUAAUUUGCCAGCUAGCUUUAACUUUAGUGUGAGAGUAUCAUGUGUGUCUUCAGUUGAUUGUGCAACACUAGUCAAUGGGGAUAAUUUUCAAUUGGAAGUCCUUGGCUUUGACUCAGUUAGAAACCCAUUAGCAGGUGUUACGCCCAUGAUCAUUGAUGCAUCAUGGGCUAAUGAUGAAGCCAAUUCACUGUCCCCAGAAGAUGCACUGGAUACAAGCUUUUCUGCUACACAUUCAAUUGAAAUUCAAAUAUCAGGCUUAUUUAUAGUAUCAGACUUCAGUGCAUGCGUAAGAGUGAAAUAUAUUGGUCUGAAAGUUGUGAAAGGAACAAGUUCUGAAGUGACUGCAUUAAACGAUGACACAUUCAAUCUAGAUAAUUAUGUCAUGAGCCCUUUUGAAAUCAGCUGUACAAACUUCUCUGUCGAUCUGGCCGUUGGUGUGGUUGACUUCCAUGAUGCAUCAUCAGAGGUUAAUAUAACGGCUGAAAACUUUGAAAUUCAUUUUGGAGUAUCCAUUACUGGUGAAAACUUUCCAGGAGAACCCCAAGGUCACAAUAUCUUCUAUGAUAUAUAUAUUUCGGAAGAUGACGUUUUUGAUGAAAAUGAUUUCAAGCUGGAUUAUGAAAUUCCGGAUGAUUUGGCAACUUUGGUACCCGAUCCCUUAGAAGUUAGUUCUUUCGCCAUGUUUUUUUCCAUCCCUUUCAAGCAAAGUGAUAUGAUCCAAUACUGUGGGCGUGAUGUGUUCCUCCUGGUUGUACUUGAUACUGAUAAUAACCUAAUUGAAUCAGAUCUCACAAAUAAUGUCAGGGAAGUGUCCUUUACUCUGAUAAACUGCCAAGAUGGAGUUUAUCUGUACACUAAGAAUCUAACAGUACCCAACAUAGUGUUCUCUGGAGAGGAUGUUCCCAUUGAAGUAGGAUUUGAAGCACUUUUGCUUGGUAGUGAAGGCCUAGAACCCGAUCCCCCAGAGAAGCUGGUUGAAUUUCAGUUCAGCAUUGUUGAUAGCAUUGAAGAUCCAAAGAUCAAUGUGUCUGUGAAUUAUACUGUACCUGAGGCUAACAUUGAAGCCAUACCUGCUGAGAGUGAGACACCCCUAAGACUUAACACUACUGCCAAUCCCGACAAGAUCCCCAGCUCUAUUGUAAUCCCAGCUCAUGUAUCUUUAUGUGGGCAUCAAUUGUAUAUGAAGGCAGAAGCUAUUAUUACAAGUGGAAAUCCAGAUGAACUUCAUACAGAAAGCUAUGCUGUCUAUCACCCCACCUACAUCAACUGCCCUGAAGACCAACUCGCUCUCAACAAUCUACAAAUAAAAUGGCUGCCGGAGUCUUUAUGGUCUGAAUCUACCAAUCGAGUUGACUUUAAGCUUGACGUUAUUAACCAAGGCGCUAUGAUACCAUUGAAUGAAUAUGCCAGAAAGUUCAAGAUUCUUAUAUACUUCUCAGUUGAUGAGACAUUAUCUGAGGAAGAAGAUAGUGUCUUAGAGGUGUACUUUGCUGGUGAUGAAGGAAGACGAUACGAAUGGUAUGGUGCUAUAGACCAGGAUGAAGUUAUUGAAACUCCUCUGCUAUCAGGGGAACUCAGACUAGAUUCAUUUGAACAGUGCAGUGAGAUAAAGGAAAAAAGUAUGAAGCCUACAUGGUUCUUUAAGCUAUUGGCAGAAGAUGAAGCCCAUUCGGUGUAUAAAGAUAAUGAUGUGCUUGAGUAUGCCCUGGAUCCAGACAUGUUGCUCUGUGAAUUUGUGAACAUGGACCUGUCUGUAGUAGAUGUAACUCUGGUAGGACCCGAUGGUAACAGGACACAGGAAUUCUACUCGGGCGUUCCUAUUCACUUUUCUGUAGAUGUUGCCCAUGAUCAGCCAUCAGGUUCAGUUAUAAAUGCUGUCCCCUUUGAUUCUGAGGACCUUCCAUUCACAGUUGAGCUGUAUCUGAGUCAGGAUGCAAUACUUGAUGAGUUUGAUGCUAAGAUAGCUUUGGAUAUGACAGUGCAACAGAGACAUACAUUGCAACAGGGAAUUCAGAGCCAUACAGCUCGCAUCAUACCCUUCACUGGGUCUAACUUGCUCUUGGAGCUCACAGGAGAUACCCCAUAUACUCAGUUCUGUGGAGAAACACAUGUUAUUGCCAAUGUGAUUGACCUGCAGAACCAGAAACCACCAAUUGACCCUGUCACAUGGAACAAUUAUAGAGCUCUACCAGUUGUCUUCAAUUGCACUGGAGAUGUCUUGGUGUUUGAAUCUGUAAAAGUAGAUCUUGUUUAUCCUCAAACCAAGCUUUAUGGGAAUGAAGUAACAAAGCUGACUAUGAGUGCUGUUUUGAAGAACUAUGCUGAUGAAGACAUACCGGACAGUAAAGAUGGGAGACCUAUCAUCAACUUUAGGGCGUUUGUAUCUGCCAACAAUAAAUUAGAGCGUAUUAAGGACCCUGAGCUUGAAGUUACAUUGCAUGCAGAUCUGACAAGAGAUGUGACUAAAGGGUUUAAGUCCCUUGCAAACAGAACAUAUGAGGGGAGACUGGAUGUAGUCAUGGCCCAGAGUCUUUGUACAUUCUCACCAAGGUUUUUGAUAAUUGAGGCCUCCAAGGGUGCCCAGGUGGGCCUGCCGGAAGCUGUCAUUUCAAACAAUUAUGAGUUUGUAGACUUAGAUGGAAUAUUAGACUGCUCACUAGUAAAGACAGAUGUGAUACUGACUGCAUUCUCUCUGCCAAAUGGGACAAACCUUAUACCUGGCACAGGUUUCCCCUUCCAUUUGAGUGCAGAGAUCACUCUGCAAGGAGGUGCAACAGUUGGGAAGAAAGGGAGUAAAUUCCUAGAGUUCCAGCUGUACCUCUCUGAUGAUGCUAACAUUGAUGAAGAUGACUUUAGUCUGGACUUCAGUGGAAGAGAUCAGGAGGAUAUGCUCACAGGACUCGUAAAUCAAAACCUGCAAAGAACACUUGACAGUAUUGAUGAACAAGUUGUUGUUCCUAGCACUGUACCUGACAGAUAUUGUGGCCAUGUGUACCUAAUACCUUACCUGGACAGUGGGGAUGAGAUCAUUGAGAUACAAGAACACAAUAACUAUGAAGUAGUUGAUGUAAUCGUAAAUUGCUCAGAUAUAUUUGAAUUAGUGAAACCCAAAUUCAGUGUACAACAACAGGAGAAGUACUUCAAGGCACCUGGUAUCAUUCAUUUUGGUUUCACUGUCAUCAACAACCUCAAUGAAAUGAUAGACACAGAAAAUGCUCAACCAUUUGCCAUACCUAAGUUGUAUAUCAAGCAUGAUGAGGACUCUACAGAACAUGACAUAACACCAGAAUACUGGACCAUUGAACAAGGUGAUGACUGGACACUCACUGCCUCCAAUGACAGUGUCCUUGUGUUACAACAAUAUGGUGAGAUCACAAUGAAGCAGGUAUGCAACUAUGAAGUGGAUCCAAUAGAGACAGGGGAGAACAUCUUGAUAUUCCGAUUGAUUCCUGGCUAUAACAAUGCUUUGUUUGAAAUGUAUGCUGAUGGUGUUGCUGAGAAUGAUAUGAUGGUGAUGGCCAUUCAUGUGGAAUGUGGGGAUGAUAUAUUUGAUCUACUUUCGAACUAUGAAGGCUUAGAUGAAGCACCGUUUUCUCUGAUGCUGGGAAACACGCUGCAUUUUGGCCACAAUCCUUUCAACUUGGCUGUUAAGGUCAACCAAUCAGGCAAUACUGGUUGGGAGAUUCAACCAAGUCUCAGUAACUCCCCAUACAUGUUUGAAUACUCAUUCUACAUGCUGGGAAUGACUGGUGUGGGACAAAUUAUGUUCAAACAAGUAGACUAUGACAUCCUAGCUAAGAAAGACGCAAUUAAUGGCGGCACUUAUGAUGGGAAAAUCAUUGCCUUGACAGAUGCAUCAGUUGGUUUGGAUUUGUCCCCAGAGGAUUACUUGUUCUUCUGUAACGCCAAUGCCAUUGUGUUAACAGUGAAUAUAGACACUAAACAACAAGUGCUAGAAUCCAAUGAGGGAAAAGCCAAUCAGUACAGUAUUGAGGAGGCAAUAUUUGACCAGGAUGAAUGUACAGAUAUGAAAGACCUGUAUGUUGAGAAAUGGAUGUUGACAUCUAUGAAGAAUGAUAUAGUGGAAACCAACCACACAUAUGACUACAGUCUUCAGGUUAAUGCCAUCCUUACCACCAAUGAGGCACUUGACAAUGUCACUACAACAGAUUACAAGCAUUUCCUAUUGAAAUAUUUCCUUUCGUUUGAUGCUGUUUAUGACGACAAUGAUACUGAAUUGGUCGUGCCAAUAACUCCAAACCAAGCUGAAGAAUUAGAGAAACAUGUUGAACAAGAGACAGUGGGGACAUUUGACCUGGAUGAGGUGGGUCUAGUGAUCCCCCUUACAGCUGAAGUGUAUCCUUACUGUUGGAAGAGGGUGUAUCUCGGGGUUCUCGUUGACUCAACAGAUGUACAAAUAGAAGUCACCGAAGAUAAUAAUGUCGGCAUGCUUGAGAUAAUACUGGACUGUUAUGACUUAUUGAAUGAGUGUGAGGUUGGCUAUGCAAACUGCCAUGAGAAUGGAUAUUGCACUGACUUGCCAUACAACCUCUACACAGAGUAUGGUGUUGGCUUCUCCUGCCACUGCAAACCAGGAUACACUGGGGAUGGUAUCCAAUGUGAAAAUAUUGAUGAAUGUGAUGAGACAGAACCAACACAUACCUGUGAUAUGAUACCUCACUCAACAUGCUCUGACUUACCUGGUUCUUACAUCUGUGAAUGCAACCAGGGCUUCACACAGUCCGUAGGGGUACAGGGGGAACAGGUUUGUCUUAACAAUGAUGAAUGCCAAAGUGGUGACAAUGACUGCCAUGAGAUGGCUGAGUGCAUUGACCUAGUUGGCCCACCUUUCUAUAGAUGUCAGUGUAAGACUGGAUUCAUAGGCAAUGGCACACAUUGUGAAGAUGUGAUUGACUGCCGUGAGGACUCAUGCAACUAUAAUGGCAUAUGCAAGGAACACCCAGCUGGCAAUGCUAUCAUAUGUCACUGUAAUGACCUAUAUGAAGGGGACUUCUGUCAAAUAGUUCACGGUGGCUGGAGCGAGUGGAGUGCUUGGUCCGAGUGUCUGAGUGAGUGUGAAGAAGGCAAAGAGACAAGGACAAGACAAUGUGAUAAUCCUGCUCCUAAGAAUGGCGGUCGCAAUUGCCCUGUCGUGAAUAAGGUCGGGGAUCUCCAGGAGAGACAAUGCGAUCUUGGAAUAUGCACAGCAGAUGCCAGUGUCCAUUGGUGUGAUGCAGUUGAUCCAUGCUAUGUGGGCACACCUGUUGGGGCAUAUGAAGCAGGAGGCGGGGAAUGUUACAAUGGUAAAGGUGGCGCUUCAUUCAUUUGUACCUGUCAGCCUGGCUACAGAGCCAUCUAUGAUGACAUAACUGGAUUGUUUAUUCGUUGUGAAGAUAUUGAUGAGUGUUCUGAAGGAGUGGCAGGGUGUGACUAUGUCUCCACUUGUCACAAUGCCCCAGGGACUUACUCCUGUCAGUGCUGGGAGGGAUAUGAGGUGACAGGUGACAAUGUUUGUAUUGAUAUUGAUGAGUGUGCCUUGGAGAUUGAUGAUUGUGACAGAGACACUAUGUCAUGUGACAACAAGCCUGGCACAUACGAAUGUCACUGUAAUGAACAAUUCAAGCAAGAGAAAAAGAACAACAAAUGUCAGGAGAACCGUCUGUUUCCCUAUGGGAAGGAUGCAGGUGAUUACAUGGUGAAUACAUUUAGUGUGGCCACUAGUGAGAGGGUCUCUAAUCUCAUCCCAAUACCACAUGGUCUUCCUUUGUUUGGUGGCGAUCUCAUCGAGAAUGUCUAUGUGAGUGAGAAUGGUGUGAUUGUGGCCACCAGGAACAAUGUGGACCAAAACAACAAGGAGACAUUCAGGAAUCCUGUUAACCUCAACAGCCUAGAACUAAGUGAUGAAGUGGCUGCAAUCAUUGCACCACUCUGGGCAGAUAGUGCCUCUGAUGACACUGAUGGUUCAAAGAUUUGGAUUAACACAUACAGGAAUACAAGUUUACCAUUAUUCUCAAAUGUGAAUAGACUGUUUUCUGAACAUGUCAACCCAGGAGUAGAAAUGACAUUCAUCCUGAAGGUCACUUGGGAGAACAUGAGACCACAUUAUAGAUGGCAGCCUGAUGAGAUGAACACAUUCCAAGCCCUGCUGGCAACUGACUACAGGAGCUCAUAUGUCAUGUUCAUCUAUGAUGAUGGGGGUAUGAACUGGAAACCCUUGUACAGUGCUGAGGACAUCAUGCUAGUAUAUAAAGGUUACCCAGCUUGGAUUGGUUAUGCAGCAAAGAACAGAAAUAAAGUUUGGCACAGAAAACAGAAUGAGAACUCUGGUCAUUACUCCCUAGUGCCAGACCAGUUGAGUGCAUAUAGAGUGGCAGAUAAGAUGCUCCAAGCUCCAGGCCAUGAGAUGGUUGGCUGGGCCUUCUACAGACUGGAUAACUCAGAUGGAUUCCUCAACUCAAGAAAACAGUGCAUUGACUGGUAUAAUAAUGAGCCUGAUGUCUCUAGUUGGGGUAGUUCUAUAGUUGGUACAUGUCCAUCCUCUCUCAGUCAGGCAGAAGUUGACCUCAGAUUGACUAAAGAGGUGUCCAUAACUGCAUCAGGAAACCAAUGCUUUAAAAAUACAUUCCCACAGGAUAAUGGAGGUAAGAUAAGGUGUUGCUAUAGAGAUGGUGCAUUGAUGACAAUCAAUGAGACUGCUCAGAUGGCAGCAGUAGAUGUUUACCAAGAUUCUGGAUUUAUGACAAGAUACCCCGAGAGUUUCAAUCCAAACAGUGACCAUGCCCUUUUAGACAAGGACCCAUUCACGUGGUGUUGUAUAAGAACACCCAGGUAUUGCCCAUACUACCUGGAGAAGCGACCCAUGGCUGACAGCUCAAAGUAUAAUCAAGUAUCUCUAGGUCUUGCCCAUGGGGAUCCCCACUUCACAACUCUGGAUGGUCAGUCUUAUACAUUCAAUGAUGUUGGUGAGUUCAUUCUGUUGAGGUCUACCUUCCCACGUGCGAUGAUGAUACAAGGUCGUACAAACAUCACAGAGAACCUCAAUGGAGGAAAUGUGGCUACCAGGUUCAUUGCCUUUGCUAUACAAGUUGGUGUUAAUGGGCCAAAGAUCCAGGCUUACCAUAGUUACAAGGCAGAUGGCAAAGGUGAUGACAUCAUUAAUGUCAUUGAUGGUGAAGAAAUACUUGCUCCAAAGACUGAACUUGAAGAUGUGAUGGUCAUCAAAGAGAAACUUGAUGAGCUGAAAGUUAUGCUGAAGAUUAUUUUCAAGGCAGGUCUGUUUAUGACAAUCACAUCAGACAGAGGUAUGCUUGCUGCCCAAAUAGGCAUGGGUGCUGACCUCAUGCAUGGUGACUAUGCUGGACUUAUGGGCAACUUCAAUGGAGAAAAACAGGAUGACUUGGUUUCCUCUACAGGAGGUGUACUCGAUCCAUCCAUUGAUAAAGACAAAAUUCAUUCAUUUGGCAAAUCUUGGAGUUUAAGAGAAGUGUAUGGGCAAGCUACCACUGGCACAAGUGUUCUAGACAAGACACUGUUCAGCCGAUAUCCAGAUGAUAUGCCAACAGCGGCUAAAUAUACCCUUGAUGGUUUCUACCCUAACUUCUACACUAUGGACGACUAUGAAGAGGAGCUGUAUGAUAACUGUGAGUUCCCCGCCGACUUCCCAAUCUCCUCCAUGCAGAAGCAGCUCUCUGAGGAAUGUCUCUUUGACUAUAAGAGCUCUGCGGAUCCAUAUCUGGCUGUGAUAACCAGGAAGAACAGGGAAAAAUAUGAAAUUGUCAAGAGGAAACUCGGUAAUAGAGCCCCCGUGUUUAUUGAGGCAAAUGAGAUGGUUAAAACAGAAGUUGGCCAGCUGACAAAUGUUAAGUUCACCUACAUGGAUCUUGAUGGAGAUCCUGUAACAGUACAGGUGAAGAUGAAGGAUGCUGAUGGUGUUUUGCAGGUACUGCAGGCCCCAUUGACAACCACAUCAAGUCUAACAGACUCAGGGGAGACUGUGUACACUUCACAGUUUGCCUUUGCCCCAACCAAGAGGUAUAUCACCCUUGAAUAUGUAUUGGAGGAUGACAUCAACCAAGUGAAGACUGUAUAUAGGCCUCAGGUGGUCCUAUGUGCAUGUGACAAUGAUGGAAAAUGUAAUUACACUGUAACACAGGAGGACAGUGGUCUGUUUGCCUAUGCAUCAUGCAUGUGUGACCCUGGUCAAGGAGGUCCCUUCUGUACAGAUGACAUAAAUGGGUGCAUGAACUCUCCCUGCUACAAUGGCCAAUGUUCUGACAGAUCCCCUGAAGAGGUGACUGCUAGUGGUGACUUGAAGGAAUACAAGUGCCAAGAGUGUCCUGCAGGAUAUGAAGGCACUGGGGAGUCAUGUACAGAUAUUGAUGAGUGCAAGGUCGAUGAGGAUAACAUAAAUAGGCAUAAGUGUAGCCAGGUGUGUGUUAAUCUCAUUGGAGGAUAUAUGUGUCAAUGUAGAGAGGGUUGGCAGUUGGACCUUGAUGGCCGCACUUGUAUAGAUCAUCCUGAGUGCUCCACAGCUGCCUUGAAUGACUGUGAUUUGCUCCAUGGAAAGUGUAUAAAUGACCAUGAUGGUGGCUAUACCUGCCAAUGUGACCAGGGAUACAAGAAGGCCAAAGAUAGCAACAUAUGUGUGGAUAUCGAUGAGUGUUUGGUUGAUAAUGGAGGUUGUGCUAGGUUCUGCGUGAACACACUUGGAGGCCAUUACUGUGACUGUGGCCCUGGAUAUAAGCUUGACAGGCAAGACAUGCACACAUGCCUACAGGUUAAUGAGUGUGAAUUGCCAUAUGAAAACAGGUGUGCGCAGGUGUGCAAUGACAGAGAUGGCUACUAUGAGUGUGCAUGUGAAAGUGGUUUUCGACUGGCAGAUGACGGGACAAGUUGUGAAGCACUCACCACAUGUGCUCAGCUACUCACUUGUACAGAUGGUUAUUGCGGGGUUGUGGCGGGAAAGGAGAAAUGCUUCUGUCCAGCUGGUUAUGUCCUCAGUCUGGAAGACCCAACUCUAUGUCUGGACAUGAACAUACAACUCUCCAUACAAUGA
Molecule: messenger RNA, 9073 nt
Organism: Owenia fusiformis
Lineage: Eukaryota; Metazoa; Annelida; Polychaeta; Sabellida; Oweniidae
Source: the annotation of a GenBank genome assembly